This is a messenger RNA of Procambarus clarkii (red swamp crayfish), 5664 nucleotides long. RefSeq lists its product as uncharacterized. The record is from RefSeq and is a predicted model, not a curated record. NCBI's taxonomy places the organism in Eukaryota, Metazoa, Arthropoda, Malacostraca, Decapoda, Cambaridae. Gene Ontology annotation, biological process: signal transduction.
GAGGCUUGGACCUGUGUCGAGAACACUCCUAUACCGCGCCUUCUCUGCCACGGCUAGUGCACGCGGACGCCUCCCUCAGCGCGUUACUGUUCCUGUGUGACAUGUAAAUGGUGUUAACGAGUGUUUAAUGAAGUGAGUGACGAUGCGGGUAGUGCCGGGUGGAGUGAGUGCGCGAGGCUUGGCGCGGGCCGGUGCUUUGAGCCCCAGUGGAGGCAGGUGGUGACCGCUCCGCUGCCUCCUGCAUCAUGGGUCUCACUGAGAGCAACCAGAGUAAGGCCGCCGCCGGCUGGGGACCCAGCAAGUCCCGCAGUACCCCACACUUUCCUGACGGUCGUUCCUAUCAGAACCGUCCCCGACAGGCGGCCACCUUACCGGCACGACCCACUCCAGACAGCAGCCAUCCCCCGCCCUAUAACCUCCCUCGCACUCCCAUACACGACCCGGGUGCCAUGGGCCACGACCCACGACCACCCGAAACAGUCUUAUGCCGUCGAAAUGGCUCCUCACUGGCAGAUCGAAGUCCUGGACAUCGAUCCAUGCCCCCACGUCGCUCUGCCUCGGCUGACAGCGUCAAGCGGAGGUCGGACCCGCUCCUAGACUCUGGAACCCUGAAACAGACGCCCCAGAUGAAGCCUCAUCAGUGUGAGAGCUUCACCGUGUUACCCUCGCACCGCCCACCCAUCUCUCCACCUUCAAGUCCUCGUCAGAACUGCCGACCGCGACCCACGGCAAUAUAUGUGGCAGACGACCAAGCUGCCCACUUGGUGAGGCACCGCGAAGGACGCCCAAGGGAGCGAGGGCAUAGUCGCGGGCCACACGCAGGCACCCGCGGGUUGCCUGGGGAAGAGGGCAGGGAGAGGGCGCGAAGUUCGUGUGAGCGGCGACAGCGAGGCGUCCACGUCUCCACCAUGACAUUGGCGCCAGUGUGUCCAGGAGAGCCUGGAGACGACCAGCCGCGACCCGCCCCACGCCACCACAGGAGGAAGAAGAAAGAGACUAAGAAGGCGCGAGAAAGAGUAGAGUACAGUGCGUCGGAGGGCUUGCAGGGUGACCCGUAUGUGUGCCUACACUACGGUGGCACUCUCCAUGGUGGCCAGAGGCAGCAGGUGCAACAGGUAACAGCCUGGCGCACCGACCAUGAAGAAGAAAACGUCAGCAGUCCCAACAAUCAGCUGUCACAGGUGGUUAUCCGCAUGAACCAGGUGUCUGCCACCACGCUUGACAACUAUGACGCCGUCAAUGCCAACGUGGAAUGUGUACAAGUGAGGAGGAAUGUUUGGUUUCAUGCCAACCGAACUACUGAUGUGGGCGGCGAGAGUGUGUCAAGAACCGCCGCUAAAGUCAGCAGUUCACCGGCCCUGAGUGACAACACUACGUUAGAUGGACAGAGUGAGACAGAAAUUAUAAGGUGGCCAGACGUCACCAGCAAAGUGUCGUCCAUUUACAUGAGGCCAGAGAUGCACAUCGCGGCAGUGUCGUGCAUCGAGGAGGGUCAGGAGGCUACCUCCGGCCGUGUCGACCCAGCAGGCAGCCACACAACUACUUCCUGCCGCACCUCAUCAGGUGCUUCAGAGCCCGCCCAUCUUGACUCAAGUGGCCGUGACCGCGAGAGUGUGAGGAUCAGGGCGUUGGAGAAGCAGGGCGCAGGUAACUCGGGUCACGGAACAGCGCGACAGUUUAGCAUAUAUGACGACAGAAGAAACUAUUCCAAAGCUCCAGGAAGAAGAAAGAACAAAUCUGUGUUGGUCUCAAUCGAUCUGCAGAAGAGUGAAGAGGAAAGGCUUGUAUCUGUUCCCUCCUGCAAUUCCACACACGUUGAACUUUCUUCUCGGUUUAAGGACGAACCACCUACAGACUGUGUCGUGGUCAAACAUUCACGGUCGCCCGAUGAGAGUCGAGAGCAGACUGACAAUUACGUAGAAUGUUCCAGUAACGUCCAAGAUGAUCCCUACGAUGGCGGCUCGCCCGCUGAGACGCUGAGUAAAUAUCUCCCUCCAAGCAAGAUCAAAAUUGAGCAUAAUUUAGUUGGCUCACAAAGGACAGAAGUUGUUGAUAACAAUGAUACUUUCCCAGAUAAUCUUCAGAGUAACGAUGCGGUUGAAAGGUUACCGGACAAUUUUUGGUGUCAAAAUAACAUUGACAACUUGCCAAACAAAUCCCUGCAUAACUUGGAACUAAAAAAUCACGAUGAGGAUUAUGUCAUGGAAGAAAAUAGGGAAAUAGAUAACUAUUACGUGUGUGGAGAUAAUGAGCAGGAGCCCGUUGAGUCAUGUACGGUAGCAAGAGGCAGGUCUGAGCCGGUAUCUCUCUCAAGAGGCAGGUCCGGUAGUGUGCGGGAAGAGUCGGUAUGCGAGGCGGCAGGAGAUAAUGUACCCGUGUUCUGUGAUAGUGUUGAUAAAGACGUUGGUGCGGAUAGUCACUGGUGCGGAAUAAACAGUUCAUUGUGUGCGUGGAGCGGGCCGGAAGAAGUUACGGGAUGUUCUCCGUCAGGAGUGAAGGACACUCCUGAAGGGGCUUCUGACACACGCGUCACACACGCUGGGAAUGCUGAUCAACACUUGCACAAGGACCAGUGUCCUCUACAGUGUAAUAUUUGCUCUACAGAGGACCAGUACGGAUGCGUGGAUCAAUCAGAAAGCAGAGCAUAUAUAGAAGCCCUCCAGGUGUUAAAAGAGAAGUACUGGGCGGAUACAGUGUCAGAAUUCCCAAGUGCGUUAUCCCGUAGCCAUCAGUGCCUCAAUAAGUCGACUUCGUUGCCACGAAAUCUCCAGUGCACCAACCCAAGUGCCACCCAUUCCAUCACAGCUGAAAAUAAGAUGAAAGGGUUUAGAAAUAGAUUUAGAAGUUUAGAUGUUAGUAAUUUUUCAGUGUUGCGACUUCCGCUCGGAAACCAGCCUCGACUCGUUGACGUCCUUAGGGGAACUUCGACCCAGGGCGAGUUGUCUCCCGACCCGCCCCAGGGGACGAUCCCGGGACACGAGUGUCACGUGUACAACACUGGCAAAGUUCACAAGCUGCAUUCUGGUGACGAGUGUGUGAGUGACGCUGACUCGUCGUGUGAUGGCGUUACAUUAGUGUCUUAUUCUCAGUGCUGGCCUUCCCCACCGCUCCUGGCCAGGGAAACACGCGGCAACGGUUGUGACACCUUAGUGGGUGGAGAGAGUGACGCCGCCGCUGAUGGUGAGGGAGUGGGCAGUCCGGUGUGUGAUGACCCUGGGGCGGAGGGCGAGCCUCACCUCUUCCUGGAGGACAGUGACGUGGCCACCAUAAAGAAAAGUGAUGCAAGAGAGUUGCAGGUGGGGCGUGAGGAGGAGGAGGAGCGGCGCUGGCCAGGUAAUGACCCUAAUGGUCACUCCUGGAAGCCAGCACAGACGAGGCGACGCGGGAACACCAUAGGUGGUGGUUCUCACACCUGGCACUCACUGUCUGAGAAUGCCACCCACACCUGGCACCCGGGCACGGGAGGUCAGGGUGUUAGGCCAUGCUCCAUCAAGGAACAACACGUGUCCUUGCCACAAGUUCCUACAGCAUUGCCUAACAUCACCACAGACUUCCCCAUUACCGAGGAGGUGGAUUUCUUGGACAUGUCUCACCCACCUGGCCGGCAUGCCCACAAGAAGUGGAAUCGGCCGAGCGUCCACUCCAUAGCCUGGGACACGCCUUGGCCCGCUGCUCCAGAUUGCAGCUACACGUGCCACGAGCAAUGCCAGGACCUGGUGACCUUGGACUGCAAGGCAGAGCUGACCCCAGACUCUCAGACCAACCAAGAUGACAUCUGUAUAGAGAAUACUGAGGACCCAGACCUCCAUGUUUCUGACACUCAAGGAGAAGAGGAGGACGAGGAGGAAGAGGAAGAGGUGGAGGUGGAUGAAGACAUGGAGGAAGAGUUAGAAGAUUGCCAAGAAGAACAAGAAGAAAAACAUGAAGAGGAACAACAAGAAAAGGAAAUGAAGGAUGAGCUAUUUAAGAAAUGUGAGGAAGUCUCCACAUUGAGGAAGACGGUUAACAGGUUACAAAGUCACUUGGUAGAUAAUGAAACACUGGAAGCGUGGGUGGAGAGAUACAAUGCCACAGCUCAGGGGUUGCAGAUAGCAAAGGAAGAUGAUGGCAGUUUCCGGGGUUGUAUCCGUGUUCAUCUUAACCUUAGCCGUCCUAUCAAUAUUGUGGCAGGAACAAGACCCCCUUCUAUUUAUGAUAUCCUACAGGAAGACAGAACAAUGGAAAAAACAUUAACAUCAUUCUAUAUGCCCCGAGAUGCAGUGAAAGCUAUUCACAUCACAAGCAAUACAACUACAAGGGAGGUCAUCAUUGCAUUACUAAGAAAGUUCAAAGUUGUUGACAACCCACAAAAGUUUGCUCUUUAUGAGAGAACAUAUGAUACAGCACAGUCUGUUAAAGCAAAGCUACGACGAUUGGGCGACUUGGAAUGCCCUCUAGUUUUGGCUUUAAAUUGGAGUGCAGGUGGGCUCACCAACAAAAGGCUAGUUUUACAAGAAAAUGAUACUGCUGAUAUACAGUGGGAAGCUUUCAGCUUACCUGAACUAAGUAAUUUUCUUCGUAUCUUAGACAGAGAAGAGGAGGAAUAUCGAUGUCAAAUUCAAGACAAGUAUUCUUUACUGCGUCGUCGAAUUGGUAACAUUUUGCUUCAAAACCAACAAGUUAAAGAUUAAACAUUUAAAAUGUAACAUUAAUUUUGUGUGAAAAUUAAUAAGUUUCAGAUAAAAAUAAUUUCAUUAUGCAUAAUCUUUUACAUGAAAGUUUAAUUAUCUCUAAAUUGUUUUAGCAAACAUAUUUUUUAAGUACUAUUUUCAUGACUUGGCCAUAUCACUCCACCUUUUCCUUUCUAGAUCUCUUUAACAUACAGUAUUACAUUUAUUUAAUUUUAAAAAUGUGACAAGAGCUUCUAAUCAGUUUUUCCCCACCUCAUAUAAUACUCGAAUAUUGUUUUGAUUUACGGGUCUAAAACUACAGAUCAAACCCAACACGAUUAACUCGUAACAAAGUGAAUGUAGUGACUGUUCAAUAAGUUAAGAAAUAUUAGAGGAAAUAAUUGAUUCCCAAGAAGCAGUGUUUGGCUUACAGGUGAGACCAUUUAUGACAAACUAUUCCAUAAACUCUUGAGGGUAAGUCUGAAGUUUUUAUCAGUAACUUUCAUCUUGUUAAUAAGCUGGACAGAAUAUUUUUUCCCUAACUUGAAAGCUUUUAGUAAGCAUCAUUUUUAAUAAGAUUUACUGUUAUACUUAAUGUGGGUGUGAUGAAAACCCCCUAAGCAACCAGGGAAAAAAAUAUCUAACUUAACAAUGUUUUAACACCAUAGUGGCAGUAACCUCCCCAUUGGAUAACAUUAUGUACAAGAUAAUGUACAAUUUUCAACUCGCUUCUUGUGAUCUUCAAAUUUUAUACUAAAGUGAUAUACGAACGUCAUGUACAUUAUUCUUAACUAACAAUAUAUUGCAUUGUAGGUACAGUAUACCUGCUGUAUAGGUACACUGUACUGCACUCUAUAAAUUAACAUUUCACAGAGUCAGAAAAUAUAAAGUGAUAGAAAGUUACAAAUCUAGUUUAUGAAUAAAGGUACAGUAUGUAUUUAGCUCCUUGUACAACAAGGUAAUACAAAAAAGCAUGUAAUGUAAUGAGAAGUAAUAAUAAAUACCUGUCGUUUUA